Thamnophis sirtalis is the source of this 552-nucleotide messenger RNA. NCBI's taxonomy places the organism in Eukaryota, Metazoa, Chordata, Lepidosauria, Squamata, Natricidae. The record is from RefSeq and is a predicted model, not a curated record.
AUGGCAACCAAAGCCUCCGCUUUCCUGGACGAAGCGCUCUGCCGGGCCGUCCCGCCGCUCCCGCCUUACGAGACCCGGGAGAAGGCGGCGGCGCCGGCCGGGGCGGCGCUGGAGCAGCGGAGCGCCGAGUUCAUGCGCUUCUACCGGUCUCUGGGCGGCGGCGAAGGGUCCCGGGCGGAGCUGCUGAGGCGCCUGGCGGGGGGCUUCGGCGUGGAGCGCGGGCGGGUGGCCGAGGCCAUGGCGCGGGUGCUGCGGCUGCAGGAGGGCGAGCCGGGCCCGCUGCUGCAGGCCGAGGACCGGCUGCGCCACGCCUUGACCCCGCGCUACCGGGGCCUCUUCCAGCACCUGGCGCGGCAGGAGGGCGGCCUGCGCUUCCUGGUGGAGCUGCGCCGGGAUCUGCUGGAGGCGCUGGCCGCACUGGACGCCCCGGGCCCGCACCUCCGGGUGAGAGCCGGCGGGGAUGAGGGUCUCGAAUUGCAUGGACGUAAAUUGGUGCCCAUUGUCAGAGACCGAAACAUUGGGCAGGCCAUGAGUGGAGAAAAGUCUCGGUAG